Ilex paraguariensis (yerba mate) is the source of this 474-nucleotide messenger RNA. NCBI's taxonomy places the organism in Eukaryota, Viridiplantae, Streptophyta, Magnoliopsida, Aquifoliales, Aquifoliaceae. The record is from the annotation of a GenBank genome assembly.
AUGGCCGAUCAAGAACUAAGAGACAAAAACAACAAGCUUCUCGCGAAAAUAAAGACCCUUUCCAACGGAAAGCUCGAGAUCCGAGAUCCUAAUAACAAACUCAAAGGAACGUACGAUCCGAAGUCGAAUGAGACUCGGGAUCCAAACAAUAAGCUUGUCGCCAAAGGCAACAUGCUACCACGCUCCUUUGAAUUUCUACAACCGAAAGUCCAAAAUGGCAGUCAAUUCAUUUCGUCCAAGAAGUACGAGGAUCACGAAAUCGUCGAUAGUGGUGGAAAGGUCGUUGGUCACAUCCGAGUCAAACCGAGUGGCGUUCUUUGGUCACCGAAAAACGCAAAGACUGGUUCUGCAGUCGCGUACCCCGUUACGGUCAAACUUUUAGCUGAUGCUGAAUGGCUCCCAGAAGGCUCUGGUGUAUUGUUAUCAACCGAUAAGGGAUAUGUGCAUAUUUAUAAUGAAAUAUGGAUAAGCUAG